AGAAAACGAGCCAGAAUGCGAGUUAUUCAGAGAGGGAAGUGGUCCCACAGAGCAAAGGGGAUAUGAGAAGAGGACAUCCCAUCAUUGUUGCCAAGUGUUUUGGAUUAAGCCCUUCACUCCUGAGCAUGAUGAGGAGCUUAGCCCGCGUUAGAGCCGCUUCCUGUGGACCAGCAGAGAGUGGUCCUCCUGGGCUUCAGCAGAGGAUCUCUGGCUUGGAGAGGACACCAUGUCUGAUGAGGAGUUCCAUGUCAUCGUGACCACUGCUCUGUCCGGGACUCUGCUGGUGGCCAUCCUGGUUCUUCUAUGCUAUUUCACCUGCAGACUGGCGGGGUCGUUGCCCCUGGGCGGACCCGGGCGCUUCUGAGGCCCCGGCUGGCUCUUGUGGAUCAGCACCGCUGAAAAGGCGCCACGCCGCAGGACUCGGACUCAGACGUUGUGAGGUGACCUCUCCUGGUCGUCAGCCGCCCACAAACGCCGACAUGAUGCUGUGGGCUCUGCUGCUCGUCUGCUCCUGUCUCAGUCUGAGGAGCUCCGGCAAGCCGGCGUUUCCUGAACAAGAGAAAAAUCCGACGUUCUGGAACGAGUGGGCUCAGAAGACCCUGAAGGAGGCUUUGAGCAUGCAGGAGCUGAACAAGAACAAAGCAAAGAACCUCAUCCUCUUCCUUGGAGACGGGAUGGGCGUUCCCACGGUGACCGCUGCUCGGAUCCUGAAGGGUCAGCUGAGCGGACAGGGAGGAGAAGAAACCCAGCUGGAGAUGGACAAGUUCCCGUUUGUGUCCUUGGCCAAGACAUACAACACAAACGCUCAGGUACCUGACAGCGCGGGGACGGCCACAGCUUACCUGUGCGGGGUUAAAGCCAACGAAGGCACGGUGGGUGUGAGCGCAGCCGCCGUCCGCUCUCAGUGUGACACCACCAAGGGCAACGAGGUCACCUCCAUCCUGAGAUGGGCCAAAGACGCAGGAAAGUCGGUGGGAAUUGUGACGACAACACGCAUUAACCACGCCACUCCGAGCGCUGCCUAUGCCCACUGCGUGAACAGAGACUGGUACUCUGACAGCGACAUGCCGAUUGAAGCCCUGGAGGGCGGCUGCAAGGAUAUCGCCAGACAGCUCUUUGAGAACAUCCCCAACAUCGACGUGGCCAUGGGUGGAGGGAGGAAAUAUAUGUUCCCCAAAAACAUGUCGGAUGUGGAGUAUCCUGGUGUGGCCAAGUACAACGGCGUACGAAACGACGGGAGGAACUUAGUGCAGGAGUGGAUUGACAGGAUGAAAGACAAGGGAGGCCAUUAUGUGUGGAACAAGCAACAGCUUCUAUCCCUGAAUCCGAGGACGAUCAAUUACUUGCUGGGUCUUUUUGAGCCUAUAGAUCUGCCGUAUCACUUGGAGAGGGACACCAGCUCAGAUCCCUCAUUGACAGAGAUGGUUGAAGUCGCAAUCAAGGUACUACAGAAGAAUCCCAACGGCUUUUACCUGCUGGUAGAAGGGGGGCGCAUUGACCAUGGACACCACGAAGGCAAAGCCAAGCAGGCUCUUCAUGAGGCAGUGGAAAUGGACCGGGCCAUUGGCCUCGCCGACCUCCUGACCACCACCCAUGACACCCUGACAGUGGUCACUGCUGACCAUUCUCACGUCUUUACCUUCGGAGGCUACACCAAAAGGGGAAACUCAAUAUUUGGUCUUGCCCCCAUGGACAGUGACGUGGAUCACAAGCCUUUCACGUCCAUCUUGUAUGGAAACGGACCCGGUUACAAACUUGUGGGCGGUACCAGGGAGAACGUUUCCACCAUUAACUUUGAGGAAAACAACUACCAGGCCCAGUCAGCCGUCCCUUUGGCCUCAGAGACUCACGGGGGGGAGGACGUGGCUGUGUUUUCUAAGGGUCCGCUGGCUCACCUGCUGGGUGGAGUCCGCGAACAGAACUUCAUCCCGCACGUGAUGGCGUAUGCAGCCUGCAUCGGUAAAAACAAGGAUCACUGUCUGUCGGCGGGGACGACCGCCUUGAGGCCGGUUUUCUCCAGCAUGGCCGCCGUUCUGACAGUUUCUCUGCUUCUAUGCUGAUGAUCUGCUGUUAAACACGUAUAGCCUGACUGUAGCUGUCUCACAAAAGCAACAAGCCAUAUGGCCUAGAGCGUAGAGGUUUAAAUAAACCAUCCACAUUAUUUAAAAAGAUGUUUUUAAAACUAAAUAUGCAAUUGUUAUGAGGCAAGACUUUAUGAUUUUGUGGUUCAGAUUACUCAGAUCUCCAGGUUUGGCCCAAUGAUACAAAGAUGAGUAAAAGUGCUUCAUUUGUUUUAAGCAGACGUGGAUUCCUUAAGGUCAGAGAUGUUUUCUAUUUGAAUUCUGUUUUGUCCAUUUUUUAUUGUACUAAUAAGACACUUCCUUCAUCACACAGACAUGCACUGUGAUGUCUAACGGUUAAAAAAUAUUGGAUGCUUUUAAAGCCCCAUCCAAGUCAUAGAUGGUCUAUCUUUGAAAUCCUUAAUGAAACAGAGAAAGAAGUGUAACAAGGACAGACUUGUGACACCCCCACUUAGUUCUGGGGUUCUGCUUUUUGUUUAAAUGGGUUGUUGGAUAAAUGUUUUUUUUUCCUGGUCUGCAAACUUGAUUAUAAAAAAUGACAAAAAGACACACAAAGAUCCACAAACACAGCGAGGCCACACUCGGCCACAGAAAUGUGAUUCUCAUUUGAACAUAACACAACACAAAAAAAGUCAUUUCUGUAACAAGACCCACAUGCUUAUCUUAGCAAUGGCUAAACAAACCACAAACCAGGUUCAUGCUCAUAUCUUAGACUUGAACACAGAAAAAAAAAACUAUGCAGGAAGCACUAGAUUAAAAAUGUAAAUGUUUUUUCAUGUUAACUGCUGUGAAACAUGGGUUAUCUUUGCUUAAAUAGACUGAUUUUAAAAUAGAUGAAUUUGUUGUGCUUCAUUAGUUCAGUUUUUUAAAUCUACCUCGCAGUCGUCCUCACAGGAAUCUGUCUUUUCUCAAGACAGUUUGUUGCUAAAUUCAAUGGUGGAUUCACAUUUUCACAGAAACUAGUCGACGGAUUUUUAUUUGUUUUUGUACUUUUGAUUUUCAUAUCCAAUCUAGACGAUAAAGCCUGAUGUUUCACCACAAAGAAAUGUUAUUUCCUGUAAUCAAUAAAUGUUGGUUUUCUGAUCAUCCUCUCA
This is a messenger RNA of Oryzias melastigma (Indian medaka), 3175 nucleotides long. RefSeq names its product alkaline phosphatase, biomineralization associated (gene alpl). Lineage: Eukaryota; Metazoa; Chordata; Actinopteri; Beloniformes; Adrianichthyidae. The record is from RefSeq and is a predicted model, not a curated record. Gene Ontology annotation, molecular function: alkaline phosphatase activity. Bases 480 to 2060 code for a protein of 526 amino acids. Gene Ontology annotation, biological process: dephosphorylation. Gene Ontology annotation, cellular component: plasma membrane. The transcript has 12 exons.